AUGACGCUCUUGGACGAUGUUGUGAUCACGUUUGGAGACUUUUCGGUCGAGGAGACACAAAAGGUCAUGGAAAAAGCUGCUGCAGAUAUGAAGAAAUCAAAGAAACAAGAGACUGGAAGAGCUCCGAAAUCAUGGGCAGAGGCACUUUGUGCAUCAAAAGUAACAUCAAAAACGCCAUGGGAUGGAAAUGGUACCCCCUGGACCAUUGCAGUUGGUGUCAAUGGACCUAUAGCGACCUGUAAGACGUCAAAGGAUGUGAUGAAACCGUUACCAUUUGAAGAGGCGAUUCAAGCGACACUUUGUCGUUUAAAUGUGUCAGCACCAGCUAAAGAGAUGAAAAAGAGAGGGUUGGUGAAUCAAGGCAAUACUUGCUUCCAGAAUGUCAUUUUGCAGUCGGUACUGGCUUGUCCGCCAUUUGUCAAUCUGUUGGCAGAAAUUUCGACGUUAAGUCCUUCGACACCAGAGAUGCUGGCGAGUAUUUCUACGUUCAAGGCGUGGCGACAUAUGGUAGCGUUCACGCGUGAAUUUGAAGAACCAACACUAGCUCAAUUGCAGCAACCGGCUGCUAGCGGAGAACGAAACCUUAACGACAUGCAUGGCAACGUGCCGCAGGCAAUUCGAAUCAGUGGGUAUUUUAUGGACGUGCUGAGCGCGUUUCAGAAGAUGCGCGGAGAGCAGGAAGACGCACUCGAGUUUCUGGAGUUUUUCCUCGAGUAUCUGCACACCGAGUACGAGAAGAGUGGUCUGAAAUUGCCUACUUCGUGCGAGAAGCAGACGAAGCGUAUUGUUGCAGCCUCAGUGACCAAGCAAAACGAUACUGGUUCCGACGGGGCCUUCGAAAAGGCUCAAGCGUUUGACGACGGCUGGGCAGAGGUUGGUAAGAAGGGUAAGAGUAGCGUGCUACGUCAAAACUUUGCCAACACUAUCCUCUCGCCGAUUAAUUGGUUGUUCAAGGGUGCACUACGCUCCGAGCUCAAGCAGAAUGGCAAGCGACAGAGCUCGAUUACUGUGGAACCGUUUCACUGCUUGCACUUGACCCUCGACUACGAAGUACAGGAUCCCUCAUUUGUUACUGGCGUGAACGGCGUGGCAAAACCACUUGGUGCGCCGGUUACGGUGGAAGAGAUGAUUCGGAAAUCAUUUAAUGUCGAAGUGAUUGAGGAUGCGAACCAAGUUCCUAUCAUGAAGAAGUACACGACCGUGGAAUCCUUACCUGUUGUUUUGACGCUCAGUGUCAAGCGUUUCACGUAUCAUCCAGAACAGGGGCCGGUGAAACUACAGCAAGUUGUCAAAUACCCGCCUUUUUUAGAGUUUCCAACGCAGUUUAUGUCAGCGAGCUGUCGUGUGGAGAAUGGAAUGGACGUUUCGGGGGUUGCAUCUAUCAGUGGUUCUGGCUUUUCGACUCCACCAAUGUACGAGUUGUUUGCGGUCGUGUCCCACUUGGGCAAAUUCGUCGUGGGAGGCCACUAUACUUGCGUGUGCCGUGACAACAAGGACCAGUGGUAUCGCUACGAUGAUGAGCACGUGACGUCUAUCUCGGAGGCUAUGGCACUCAGCGAAUCUGCUUACUUGUUGCUCUAUAUCCGGACCAACAAACGUCCACCUCUUCCGUCCCCGGCUCCUUUAUCUCCAAGCUCUACGUUUAUCAAGACAAAGGGUCCAACUGGGUCAAGACUCAAAGCCAGCACUGAAAAUGUGAAAGUUCCCGGUGGCAAAAGCUGGAAACAGCCUCCUGUGACAUCAACAUCAUCUGCAGUCCCUCGAUUAAUUCCAGGCAUGUCUCCAAUGAAACAACCUAAUGCAGUAACUUUGAAGCCCAAGAAGCACGGGAAGAAGAAAGUACGAGGAGAGGAAAUUGUAGCAACCACGUAG
Molecule: messenger RNA, 1872 nt
Organism: Peronospora farinosa
Lineage: Eukaryota; Oomycota; Peronosporomycetes; Peronosporales; Peronosporaceae
Source: the annotation of a GenBank genome assembly